AUGGACCCAAACUCUGGCUUGCUUCCUCCUCUGUCCCGGGCUUGCUCCCAUCUGGCAGAACCCUGUAUGGAAGGUGAGAGAAGCCCAGUCCCCCGAGAGAAGGGCAGAGACUCCCCCUUUGCCUGGAGCCCAGGCCCCAGCUCCAGCUUUGCCGACCCUGACUGGUUUUGGGAUGAGAACAUCCAAGCAAAGCGGGCCAGGGUGGAGACCAUCGUCCAAGGCAUGUGCCUCUCUCCUCACGCUCUGGCUCUGGGGCCAGGCAAUGCCGGAGCCAGGGACGGCGCAUAUUGUGCAGAGAAGGCCCGGGAGCGGAAGAGGAAGCAGAGCCUUCCCAUGCAGCAGGGCCCUCUGAAGCCAGGCCCUGUCAGGGACCAUGGCAGCAGGAAAGGGGGCCCUCGGGUAAGAGAACAGCUCCAUCAGCUGAAGCAACAGCUAAGACAUUUACAAAAGCACAUCCUGCAGGCUGCUGAGCCCAGGGACGCAGCCCAGGACCCAGGAGGCUCCGAGACGGACAAGGGCCCUCUGAGAGUAAAGCAGAGGAAGGGCUGUGGAUCUAGGCCCUGGGCUAUGGACAGUGACCACUACCAGGGUUCCCGUGCGGACCUCUCUGGGGAGGAAAAACACAGGGCAUCUGAGGUGGAAUGCCAGUCUGGCGAGCCCAGAUUCCUUCCCUGUGGAGCACGGGCUUUGUUGGAGAUUCUGAGGAAAGAACUGACCGGGGCUGUGGCCCAAGCUGUGGACUCAGCAUUACAGAAGGUACUAUUGGAUCCAUCAGGCCACCUGACUCAGCUGGGCAGCAGCUUCCAGGGGCUUGUGCCAGAGGGGAGAAGUGAGCCCUCACCUCCUGAGAGAGGAGCCUGUAAAGAUCUGUUUCCUUUGGCCACCUUGCCCAGGAGGCCCCAGCCACAGACUGGGGUCCCAUUGCGAAACCUAUCACUGGCCAAGUCUCUGGAUCCUCCUCGGUACCCUGUCUCUCUGAGGAUGAUCCCCAGACCCUAUCAGGGUCCUCCAGCAAACUGUCCUUUGACGGCGCCUUCCCACAUCCAGGGAAAUCAGAUCCUUGGCCAGCUACUGGGUCACAGACCCAGUGGUCACUGGAGCAGCAGUCUUUCCCAUGACUCAUCUUCCCAAAGCCUUCCCUCCUCAGAGCCGGCCCUGCAACCGUGGGGAGCGGUCAAACUGCGACCAUCAGUUCUGAGCCAGCAGCAGUACGCCUUGCCCUUCACUUCCCCCCGUUUGGAGAGACUGCCCCUUCUUCCCUCAGUGAAGAUGGAACCGGGCGGUCUGCAGGCCGCCCCCGACGUGCUGCCUUUUCCUUCACUGCAUAUCCAGGAGGGCCUAAAUCCUGGUCACUUGAAGAAGGCCAAACUGAUGUUUUUCUUCACACGUUAUCCCAGUUCCAACCUCCUGAAGGCUUACUUCCCUGAUGUCCAGUUCAACCGCUGCAUAACCUCCCAGAUGAUCAAGUGGUUCAGCAACUUUCGUGAGUUUUAUUACAUCCAAAUGGAGAAAUUUGCCCGGCAAGCAAUUUCAGAUGGUGUCACAAAUCCCAAAAUGCUGGUGGUACUCCGCGACUCGGAACUUUUUCGAGCUCUCAAUGUGCACUAUAACAAGGGGAAUGAUUUUGAGGUCCCAGACUGCUUCUUGGAAAUUGCCAGCUUGACGUUACAGGAGUUCUUCAGGGCUGUCUCCGCGGGGAAAGACUCAGAUCCUUCCUGGAAGAAACCCAUUUAUAAAAUUAUUUCGAAACUAGACAGUGAUAUCCCAGAGAUAUUCAAAUCUUCCAGCUAUCCCCAGGAGCUGUUUCGGAAUUAAGAUCCCACCAAGUGAGGAGCAACUGGCCAGGGUUUCCUAGGUUUGUCUUAAACGGCAGUCAGUGUAGCUGUAGUCAAAUGAAAAAGGCAUAAGGAGAAACCCCCCACAUAGGUCCUAUUCAUUUAUUUCCUUUUUCAGAAUCGUCAGAGUCUUAAUCCUAACUAUAAAAUAUAUCAACCAAACAUAAUGGUGUGUUGGCAGCAUAUUGCAAAAGGGACAUCACAGUUUGGAAUCAGAACUUAAAUCUCCACUCCCCUGUUUCCC
Molecule: messenger RNA, 2079 nt
Organism: Ailuropoda melanoleuca (giant panda)
Lineage: Eukaryota; Metazoa; Chordata; Mammalia; Carnivora; Ursidae
Gene: PROX2
Product: prospero homeobox 2
Exons: 5
Coding region: 1-1815 (604 amino acids)
Biological process (GO): regulation of transcription by RNA polymerase II
Cellular component (GO): nucleus
Molecular function (GO): RNA polymerase II cis-regulatory region sequence-specific DNA binding; DNA-binding transcription factor activity, RNA polymerase II-specific
Source: RefSeq, a predicted model, not a curated record